Penicillium olsonii is the source of this 132-nucleotide messenger RNA. The record is from the annotation of a GenBank genome assembly. Lineage: Eukaryota; Fungi; Ascomycota; Eurotiomycetes; Eurotiales; Aspergillaceae.
AUGAUGAGCGUGGACGAGAGUCUGCUCUGUUCCUUCCAGAUCCUGAAACCAGCCGAGAAAAAGCAAAAGUACGUUUACGGUGGCAUGAACGCCGGCGGUCCCGUCACUCCGCGAAAGCAAAGAAAGAAAUAA